Messenger RNA from Entelurus aequoreus (snake pipefish), 2815 nucleotides. RefSeq names its product nicotinamide nucleotide adenylyltransferase 2 (gene nmnat2). Gene Ontology annotation, cellular component: Golgi apparatus. Lineage: Eukaryota; Metazoa; Chordata; Actinopteri; Syngnathiformes; Syngnathidae. The record is from RefSeq and is a predicted model, not a curated record. Gene Ontology annotation, biological process: NAD+ biosynthetic process. Gene Ontology annotation, molecular function: nicotinamide-nucleotide adenylyltransferase activity; nicotinate-nucleotide adenylyltransferase activity.
CAUCCUGCCGCAGACAUCGGCCUCGCCUCUCUCUGCAUCGCUUGCUGCUCCAAACAAGCUCAUCAGCUCCAACACAAGGUCCAAGAUCAAGACCGGACCGGUAAAGCCGUCGAGCAGUCAUGCCAGAAACGACCAAAAGUCACGUGAUCCUGCUGUCCUGCGGCAGCUUCAAUCCCAUCACCAAAGGACACAUCCAUAUGUUUGAGAAAGCGAGAGACUACCUGCACAAAACAGGACGUUUCAUCGUGAUCGGAGGGAUCAUUUCACCGGUGCACGAUUCCUAUGGCAAACCAGGUCUGGUGUCCAGCAGGCAUCGCCUGACCAUGUGUCAGCUGGCUGUGCGGUCGUCUGAUUGGAUCCGGGUGGACCCGUGGGAGUGUUACCAGGACACCUGGCAGACCACCUGUAGCGUGCUGGAGCACCACCGUGACCUCAUGAAGAGAGUGACCGGCUGUAUCUUGUCUAACGUCAACACGCCGUCUUCCACUCCCGUCAUUGGGCAGCCACAAAACCAGGCUCCGCCUAUUUACCUGAACCACAACAACAUGAAGCACACGACCACUUCCGUUAAAGUUUGGGGUAAGCUGAGUGAGAGUCUGGGGAAGGUUUGCUGCGUUCGUCCUCACCUGGAUCGAUUCACCUUUGUGGAUGAAAACGCCAACUUGGGGCCAGCCAUGACCUACGAGGAGAUCGAGUUGCGUAUCUUGCUCCUGUGUGGAAGUGAUCUUCUGGAAUCAUUCUGCAUCCCUGGCCUGUGGAAGGACAGUGAUAUGGAGGUGAUCGUGGGCGAUUUUGGGAUAGUGGUGGUUCCUCGUGACGGCGUCGACACGGAGAGGAUCAUGAACCAUUCGUCGGUUCUCCGCAAGCACAAGGACAACAUCAUUGUGGUGAAGGACGCCACCAACCAUCCCAUGGCCAUUGUCAGCUCCACCAAGAGCAGACUGGCCCUGCAGCACGGCGACGGCCAUGUUGUGGACUACCUGAACCAGCCGGUCAUCGACUACAUCCUGCAGACUCAGCUGUACAUCAAGGCCUCGGGAUAAAGGACCACCUUUAGGUUGUGUGACUUUGCCAUCAUGGCGGGGUUGGUCACCCAACUUCCUGUUAUUCAUCAAGUCAGUGGAUGCAUGCAACACGCUCGCCAAUGUGACAGCAGUAUCCUCGCCCACCGUUUGUGUUGACGUUACAGUCCCUCCAGGAUUUUCUUGAUGUUGCGAUUGUGCCAAUUCAUGCCAAUUAAACCAAUCCCUCGCAACUUUGUCCAAUCCCCGUACCUUACCGGCGCCUUUCGGCAAAUCCUCGUUAAUCCAGCCAAGCAGAUUUGUCCCAACAGCACUCCAAGGCAACGCGAUUCUGUAACCAAUCAAAUGCGCCGCCCAGACGUCUUCACUUCCAUGUUUACAUGACACAUGUGGUCGUGCUAUGGUAAUCUCUCAUUGCCACUCAGUCACUAACAAAAAUCACAGCUACUGUAUAGACCUCAAAAGUUCCCCGAUGUUUCCAACAAAGUGGCGGGUAAACUAUACGCAAAAUGGAAUUUACGAUCAAUUUUCAAGCGUAAAACCUGCACAAAUGUGCACGUGAACAUUUUGCAACUUUUGUACGACAGAGCAAACAAAGAGACAAAUAAAAAAACUUUUACAAACUUUCAUGUAAGUGAAUUGGUCAAAUGUGUAAACGUGCCAGGAGAUGGAACACACGGUUGCUCAAGAGAUCUAUAAAAUACACUAAAGAUAUACUUAAUGAAUAAAGAAUAUUUGAAAAUGACCUUAAUAGGCAUAUUUGCAUAUACAGUAUCUCACCCUUCAAUUUUUUAUUACAGUCCAUCUUUGCAAGGGAGAAUAUAUAAGCUUGGAUAUACUUCGGAGUACAUACUGGUAUAACAAAAUGUGUAAUUUCUAUAAGAAUGUCCCUUGAGAGUAGUUGUGUUUACUCGUCUUUGGCUGUGAACUGUAAAAAUGUGUAUUGUAUUUUUUUCUCAUGUGAAGGCUGAGAUAGCAUUUUUAGUCAUUUCUUUGCAGGAAUACUUGUGUGCUUUGUUGUGGCAAAUAAUAAAUAAAGCUUAUUAUGCACAUUUUUGUGUGCCAUGUUGGUAAAAUGCUUUCUCAGUUUCUUUUUUUUACCUUUUCUCUAACAAAUGUUCCAAUCAUAAUUACAGGGUGAAAAUUAUAACAAUGUACUGCAACUUUCACCAGAUAAACCUGGCAUCUUUAACCACAAUUUUUGUGAAAAACGUCAAAAUCAGGAUCUCAAAACAGGCCCCCAGCAGAGAUCCUGGGGGUACUGUUACAUUACUGUCAAUAUUCAAUAAUGUUAGUUUAAUGUGCAAAUAUUAUUUAAGAUUUGUUGAAAUCUGUGCUUUUUGGGGUCAGGGUUAAACAAUAAAAACACUGAUAGCAAAUUAAUGAAGUCAAAAGCGGGUAACAUAAAAAAGAAAAAGAGAACUUUUUAAAAGGCUGCUGGUAAAUCAGGCAUUUAAGGCUGAAACAAUCGCGAAUAACCUGAGUAAUCCUGGGGGGACUGAUAUUAGCAUAUGUUAGUCUCAUCAUUAAUACAACGCCAGCUGUUUGUUCAGGUGAUGGGCAACAGGCCCCUCCCCCAAUUUAGAGUGGAACAUGAAUCUUUUGACCAAUAAACACUUAUUAUUAUUUUUCAGGUGAACACAUUCAGGACUUAGAGUAAUGGCUUUUUCCUGAAUUAAAGCCCAAUGGUGUUUGUUUUCAGUGGUGCGCAUGCUCAGCACUUUUUUGCUUCUGGUUCUGCUGGUUCUUAUUCGGGUAUGAAUCUUUGUAGACCAAUAAAAUAUGACACUGUC